This is a messenger RNA of Dracunculus medinensis (Guinea worm), 1392 nucleotides long. The record is from the annotation of a GenBank genome assembly. Lineage: Eukaryota; Metazoa; Nematoda; Chromadorea; Rhabditida; Dracunculidae.
AUGUUAACUGGAUUUAUUGAAUCGGCUCAUGUAAAUAGCGUGCAAUUUGAGCAACAGAUACGUUCCUUUGACACUUUGGGUUAUGCCCGUGAUCCAUCAGCCGAGGGUAACAAUUGCUUCAUUGGAGAUUUGUAUAAAGCAAAAAAAAAGCAAGGAGCUGGACUUUUUGAGGGAGAAAAAACUGGUGGUGAAAAAAGAAAAAGACUUCGCAAUAUGGAUUCAAGUGAUGUGAACAAUUAUACCGGUCCUUGGGCCAAAUUUGAGGAUGAAAUAACAAUAUCGCGACCUGAUCCUGAAUUGGCGAAAGAAUUAGAAGAAAUCGUUAAAAAACGCCAAAAAAAUAGCCGUGCUGGUCGUAAAGCUGCUGAACAGCAACAGCAGAAUAUUUUUGAUGAAAGUUCCACACUGCAUUUAAAACAAGAGCAAGAUUAUUUGGGGCGAUCAUUCAUGCAUGCUCCUCAAUAUAUUGGCGUUAAUUUACGUGAGGAUCAUAUCCCAGAAAGAUGCUAUAUACCCAAGAAACAUAUUUAUACAUAUCGAGGGCAUACUAAAGGACUAAAUUGCUUGAAAUGGUUCCCAAAGAGUGCACAUCUGUUUCUCAGUGCUUCAAUGGAUACUAAGAUCAAGCUAUGGGAAGUGUAUGGCAAUAAAAGUAUGGUUCGCACAUAUAAUGGUCAUAAAAUGUCUGUGAAAGAUAUCGAUUUCAAUAACGAUGGCACUGAAUUUCUUUCUGCUUCUUUCGAUCGAUAUAUCAAAUUGUGGGAUACAGAAACUGGUCAAGUGAAAAACCGUUUUCAUACAGGUCAUAUUCCUUUUUGUGUGAAAUUCAAUCCAGAUGAUGAUAAACAAAAUAUGUUUCUUUCCGGAAUGCAGAAUAAGAAAAUAUUGCAGUGGGAUACUAGAACUGGAGAAAUUGUGCAGCAGGAAUAUGAUCGUCACUUGGGCGUCGUAAAUUCAAUCACAUUCUUUGAUAAAAAUCGCAGAUUUUGCUCAACAUCCGAUGAUAAAUCAAUCCGAAUAUGGGAAUGGGAGAUACCUGUAGAUACAAAAUUAAUUCAGAAUGCAGGAUUGCACUCAAUACCUACGAUGACGAAAUCACCUACUGAGAAAUGGGUAGUUGGGCAAUCAAUGGAUAAUCGAAUCGUAUUAUUUCAGUUAAUUGAUGAUAAAUUAAGAUUCGCAAAAAAAAAAGCUUUCAAAGGGCACAAUGUUGCUGGCUACGCGUGUUCAAUUGAUUUUGCGCCAGAUAUGAGGAUCAUGCCCGCUCGGAUUAACAGAAUUGACAUGUGGGUUACCGGAACAAGGUUAGUUGCUGUGGAACCAGGGCAAUCUGGCAUUGAAAGGGCUAUUGGAAUCUUACAUGGAGAAGACAAGAUAAUCCGGAACUGGUGA